AGCGGCGUAGUUGGCCGCAGCGCGCGCGCGAAGCACUCGCGUACUAGAAGCGAAACGCUUCCUCUAGUUCGAAAACCGAAUAUAGGGCUUGAAGAUUACGCUUAGUUGUACCAAGUGCGGGAGCCGCGGACUUUAGGACUGACUGUAGGAUAGUUUUGCGAGAUGCCUUUGUUAUAUUUGCCUGAGAGAGUGGACAUGGCGCUGUCGAUCCAGUAGUUUCCAGGUGUUUGUGCUGCCGAAGAUGAGGGACGAAGUCACGUGGAUGUUGUUUCUGAUUCUUCCGUUGGUGAUUGUGACUUCGCGACCAGUGCAGGACCACAAUGGAGAGGGAAAAACUGAUUUCAACGCGCCCAGCGAACCCGCCGACCAAAGCAAAGAUGACGAAGUGAUAUCCGUGAGCAUAACGUCCUCGGUCGCAGUCGAUAGAGGCAAGGGCAAGCAGAGAAAAAUCCUGGAACCAGAGGAAGAUCUGAUCGCUCACGAGACUGCUUCUGUAACUCCCGCCAUAGCGACCAUCGAGACAACCACUCCCAGCAACGAAACUCUCGAAGAACCCGCACCAUCCUUAGCAGGCGCCAACAUAGAGUUCAUCAAACAACUUCAUUCGAAAAAAGAAGCUCGAGGAACCCAUCAUCUAGAACAAGUCCACCCAUUCCAGUUGCAGAUCAAACAUCACGUGACAAACGACUCCAACGAACCCUUGAAUGCCGAAGUAAAACAAAUCACCGAGGACAUUCAGGAAGACAUUGCAAAUAUACCAUUAGGUAGAUCAGUAGCGCUCUCGCCGCCCUCGCAAAAUUAUAUUCAAGGUCUGUCACUCGGUGAAAGGGGGCAGGGCCCGAGAUUGACAACUGUUAGUUUUAAUAUACUACACGACACGCCCGAAAAGAUAUCUAAUUAUAACGAGCACAAACCGGCUCCAGCGUUUCCGGAACAACCUAUAUACAGCGAGCAGCCGAAGAUAUACAGCCAGCCAGCGCAAGUAUACAGUGAACCCGCCAAGUUUUACAGCGAACCGGCAAAGGUGUACAGUGAGCCUGCGAAAGUUUACAGCGAGCCAGCCAAGGUGUACAGCGAACCGGCGAAGAUAUACAGUGAACCCGCGAAGUUCUAUAGUCCCCACGCCUCGCUCAAUCUGCCGCCGCAAGAAGCGCCGGUUCCUACUCCGUGGCAAAACACACAAACGCCUUCAUCCGUAGCCGCAGAUACCACGACCAGCACGACGACUUUACAACCGGAGCAUGGGCCGGAAAAGAACUACGAAGUCGACGAGAAAGACAGCGUAUUGACGGAUGGUCAAAGCCACGGGGUCCAAGAAUCUGGUCAAGAGUGCAAAGACGACAGCUGCAAGGUGGGGUACGUGGUGGAGGGGCGGCAGUACCGCAAGUACCGCGUGGAGGAGCGCACGGCGGACGGGUUCAUCGUGGGCGAGUACGGCGUGGUGCGCAACGAGGACGGCGCGCUGCGCGGCGUGCGCUACACCGCCGACGGCGACGCCAGCCCCCGCCUCAUCUACGACGCACUCAUGAAGUUCCUGCAGCUCUAACAACACAUUACACCACUAAAUACUCAACUAACAAACAUCUACAGAGUGCCACUGUUAAGGCUUGAAUGGUCUACGGACUUGAACAAUAAAGUUUAAAGGUUAUAAAGUCAAUGCUGCCAUAUUUGAGUAACCAUAUCAAUUUGGUUCUAGAUGGCAUAUAUAGGCACGCUGUAGAUCCGAGGACAUCGGUUAAAAUUAGCUCUAUUUCUUUCUUUUCAUACUGCGAAAGGAACUGAUAGAGUUCGAUUUUACAAUAAUUUUGUCAAAUGAUUGAAAAGUUAAUGUUAUCAGUAAGGUAAUGAUAACAAUGACUGCUGAAAUAAACCGUUUUUGCUCAAAUACCACGCUUCUACUAAUAUUGAAUAAAUGAUUAAGACUGACCUUCAUUUAUGAAUUUUCUACCUAUUGUUUUGCACAUUUAAUGAUACUUUAUAGACUUCGAUGUUCUAGUGACGGAAAAAUAGUUUCAUACUUCUUAUAAAAACAUGAUUUGUUUUUUAAAUGGAAUGUACAUUAUAUUGCACAUUACGCCGUAUAAGGAUAACUACUCUAUAUCAUCAACAUUCAGGGGAAUGCAGCUGUUAUAACAGUGAACAUGUAACGUAUUUAUUUCACAUUAGGCAGUUAGGUAUUGGCAUUUGUAAAACAAUAUAGUUAAGUAUAAUAGCUAUUCGCCUUAGGCCCACUUGCACCAUUCCCCUAACCCGGGUUUAACCGGUUAAACCUGGAAUUGCCAUGGUUACCGGUACUAUUUGACACUGUGUUAACGGUUUAACCGGUUAACCUCGGGUUAGUGGGAUGGUGCAAGUGGCGCUUAGUUUAUUAACGUUAACCUAUAGAUUUGAUUUAAAAAUUGCACAAACAUUCGCUCUCAUAACCUCGUGAACCCAGACAAAAGUUACGUGAGCAUAGGUGAGUAGUCAUUGUGCCAUUUUUUAAAUACAUAAGUAGUUAAGUACAUAAUCAAUAGAUAAAGUUUUACAUGCUUAUAGAUUUUAAUGUAACUUAUUAGUAAAAUCAUACCUAACAUUCAGUCGACAUGAUUAAAUGUUUUUCAUGAAACUUAAUUUCUUAAUUCUCUGCCUUAGACUAAGAUAUCUUAGCUAUCUAGCCGUAAGUAGGUAUGCUAAAAAUUGUGAGUUGAUCAAGGGGGCGAUCAAACUUAACUGUAUCUACCUUUCUAUAUCCCUCCUUAAAUACACUUUGGUAAAAUAAGUAGGUAAUUUAAGUACAGUCAAACGAAAUCAAUAAAUAUGAAA
This is a messenger RNA of Cydia fagiglandana, 2805 nucleotides long. RefSeq lists its product as uncharacterized. The coding region runs from base 242 to 1546 and encodes 434 amino acids. The record is from RefSeq and is a predicted model, not a curated record. NCBI's taxonomy places the organism in Eukaryota, Metazoa, Arthropoda, Insecta, Lepidoptera, Tortricidae. The transcript is spliced from 2 exons.